AUGGAAUUGACCAAGAUCAUAUCACUGAUCAACGAUUGCAUGAAGUGGCCCUUGAAAGUAGGAAGGCCGCUUACGUCCUGGAUCUCUAAGUCAUCGCGACUGAUCAUCAUCGGCGAUGCGGCGCAUGCCAUGUUGCCGUACAUGUCCCAAGGCGCUGCCAUGGCAGUUGAAGACGGCGCUGCGCUUGCUGUAGCUCUCAACAACAUCUCAUCAGUCGAAGAGCUGCCGUUUGCGCUGCGGAGCUUCGAAAACGAACGGAUCAAGAGGAGCGGGGACAUGCAGAAUGCUAGCACAGUCAACGGUCGGAUAUGGCAUUUCCCGGAUGGUCCGGAGCAACGGGCGAGAGACGCUUCAAUGGCUGCAGAGGUUUUGGGUAAGCCUUUUACGAGCAGCGCGAACCAGUGGAGCGAUCCGGUGACACAGUGGUGGGCGUAUGGUUACGAUGCAGAGAAGAGGAUGGAAGAGGCGUGGGCCAGAGACGUUGCGACGUUGAUCUCGCGAUCCAAGCGUGAUACAUCUGCGCCUUAUAUAUGA
Didymosphaeria variabile is the source of this 534-nucleotide messenger RNA. RefSeq lists its product as uncharacterized. The transcript is spliced from 2 exons. Gene Ontology annotation, molecular function: monooxygenase activity; FAD binding. NCBI's taxonomy places the organism in Eukaryota, Fungi, Ascomycota, Dothideomycetes, Pleosporales, Didymosphaeriaceae. Gene Ontology annotation, biological process: secondary metabolite biosynthetic process. The coding region runs from base 1 to 534 and encodes 177 amino acids. The record is from RefSeq and is a predicted model, not a curated record.